AUGAAUAUUCUGAGGCUCGGAGAAGUUAGGUCACAAAAACUAGUAAGUGGCAGUUGGGUUUAGCUGUACAUGGAAAGCUGGUGCCCUUUCCUCUGGGGACUUGUGAGGUGCCAUGGGGGAUGGUGCACAUUGUGGGUGGUCAUCACACAGUGACCGGCUCCUCCUUCAAGCUCCAGAAGGACCCCUCCUGGCCUGUCUUCGGGGCAGUGGCAAAUGGGCAGACGGAGAAGUGGCCCCAGGAGGAGGAGCACUUCAGUCCCAGCAGGAAUAUAUCAUUCGGGUGCAAAGAGGAAUUUCUGUAGAAAACAGCUGGCAGAUUGUUAGGAGAUACAGUGACUUUGAUUUGCUGAACAACAGCUUGCAGAUUGCAGGCCUGAGUCUACCUCUUCCUCCCAAGAAACUGAUUGGUAACAUGGAUCGUGAAUUCAUAGCCGAGAGGCAGAAAGGUCUUCAGAACUAUCUCAAUGUUAUUACCACAAAUCACAUCUUGUCUAACUGCGAGCUGGUUAAGAAGUUUUUAGAUCCCAACAACUAUUCCGCAAACUACACUGAGAUUGCCUUACAACAGGUUUCCAUGUUCUUCCGGUCAGAACCAAAGUGGGAGGUGGUAGAACCGUUGAAAGACAUAGGUGAGAAACUGGCAUGCCCAUUCUGUUUAAAAAGACACAUCCCAGAACUGGAUUCUUUGUCAUGCUUUCCUGAAUGUAUCCCAGGAGAGCUCUUAAAUGCAGGUUGGAGGAUAAGAAAGAAAUAUUUCUUGAUGAAGAUUAAAAAUCAGCCAAAGGAACGGCUAGUAUUAAGCUGGGCUGACCUUGGCCCCGACAAGUAUCUGUCAGAUAAAGAUUUUCAGUGUCUAAUCAAACUUCUGCCUUCCUGUUUGCACCCUUAUAUCUAUCGGGUCACCUUUGCCACAGCGAACGAAUCCUCGGCAUUGCUUAUUAGGAUGUUUAAUGAAAAAGGAACUUUGAAGGACCUGAUCUACAAGUCAAAACCAAAAGACCCAUUCCUAAAAAAGUACUGCAACCCUAAGAAGAUUCAAGGCCUUGAACUCCAACAAAUAAAAACAUAUGGGCGGCAAAUAUUAGAGGUACUAAAGUUUCUACAUGACAAAGGAUUCCCUUAUGGGCAUCUUCACGCCUCCAAUGUGAUGCUAGAUGGGGACACUUGCCGGCUGCUAGAUCUUGAGAAUUCCUUACUGGGCCUUCCUUCCUUCUACAGAUCUUAUUUCUCACAAUUCAGAAAAAUCAAUACAUUAGAAAGCGUGGAUGUCCACUGCUUUGGCCACUUGCUGUAUGAAAUGACCUACGGACGACCUCCAGACUCAGUGCCCGUAGACUCCUUCCCUCCUGCCCCAUCUAUGGCUGUGGUGGCCGUGUUGGAGUCUACGCUGUCUUGUGAAGCCUGUAAAAAUGGCAUGCCUACCGUCUCCCGGCUCUUACAGAUGCCAUUAUUCAGUGAUGUUUUACUAACCACUUCUGAAAAGCCACAGUUUAAGAUCCCCACGAAGUUAAAAGAGGCACUGAGAAUUGCCAAAGAAUGUAUAGAAAAGAGACUAAUUGAAGAACAGAAACAGAUUCACCAGCAUCGAAGACUGACAAGAGCUCAGUCUCACCAUGGAUCUGAAGAAGAAAGAAAAAAGAGAAAGAUUUUAGCUCGAAAGAAGUCAAAACGAUCUGCUAUUGAAAAUAGUGAAGAACAUUCAGCAAAAUAUAGCAACUCCAAUAAUUCAGCAGGAUCUGGGGCCAGCUCACCUCUCACAUCCCCGUCAUCGCCAACUCCACCUUCCACAGCAGGGACUUCCACAUUACCUCCACCUCCUCCACCUCCGCCUCCACCACCAGCAGCUCCCUUGCCUCCUUCGGGCACAGAGGUGGCCACACAGCUCCAGACCCAGGCUGUGAAUGGCGUGAGCCGAGGGGCCUUACUCAGCUCCAUCCAGAAUUUCCAAAAAGGAACUUUGAGGAAAGCCGAAACCUGUGAUCACAGUGCUCCUAAGAUUGGUUAAAGCUUCGUGUUUACACUUGGAGGGAAAAGUUCUUUUCUGUUUUCUGUGCUCCUCCAACCACUAAAGUCUCUUCCUAGAUGAACAGUUGCUGAGCCAGUACAGCCACACCCUCUUGCAGAUGCUCAUGCAAGGGCUUUUCAAGAGGGAGAUAUCUUCAAGGAGAUUGAAAUCAGGCUGGCGUUGCUGCCUUAAAAAAUAUUUUGCUCCUUUAUCACUAUUUCAAAGGAGUUGUUCAUCCUCUAAUGGGCAUCUUUGGGGGGCAGCUGCAUAUCGGGAUCGAUAGUUCUACCAACUGAAGAAAAUGGACAAAAACAAAAACAAUAAGAUUCAGUCACAGCCAUGAAUGGCCUUUGUGUUGCAAUCCUUCCAUGUCAUCAGAAAGCUCCUAGAAACAUUCCUCUCAUAGUUUAUUUCUUAGAGCAUUUUCUGGUUAUUUCUUAGAUCCUAACUCCCAUUUCUGCUACGUUAAUUUCAUCUGCGGCAUUAACACUGCAGCCCAAAGUGUAGUUGUAUCGCUGAGUCAGAGAAGCAACUCGUAACAUUCUCUAAGGGGAAUACUGUUGUGGUUUCGAAACUCGGGACUGCUGAAGCACUACUCUAGACUCAUAGUUCCUUAUAGUUAGAAUGCAUUGAACAGACAAAAAUAACAUCAGAGAAUACUCUUGCCAAUUAGAGGAUCUUACUCCUCAGCAAUUAAGUUUGUAUUUUGUGGGGAAUUAUUGUUACAACACAAGUGAAUCUGGCAUUUAUAGGAUUCUGAUUUUUUUUAAAGAUUUAUUCAAAUACAUCAUCUUUAAGUGUUACUCAUUUAUUAGAAAAAUCCUUUAUCCUAUGAUUUGCUUAAAUCCUUAAACUGCACUUUAAAGGAUUAUAAGUAAUCCAUUUAAAAUUCAAAUACACACAUCAGUGUUGGUUACUAUGCAGAGAAUGUCACUGUCUAUAGUUUCAUGUAAUCUGUGAUAAAUAUGUU
Molecule: messenger RNA, 2975 nt
Organism: Molossus molossus (Pallas's mastiff bat)
Lineage: Eukaryota; Metazoa; Chordata; Mammalia; Chiroptera; Molossidae
Gene: PXK
Product: PX domain containing serine/threonine kinase like
Exons: 18
Coding region: 113-2005 (630 amino acids)
Biological process (GO): endosome to lysosome transport; protein phosphorylation; early endosome to late endosome transport
Cellular component (GO): extrinsic component of endosome membrane; late endosome; early endosome
Molecular function (GO): ATP binding; actin binding; protein kinase activity
Source: RefSeq, a predicted model, not a curated record